Molecule: messenger RNA, 1986 nt
Organism: Daphnia magna
Lineage: Eukaryota; Metazoa; Arthropoda; Branchiopoda; Diplostraca; Daphniidae
Product: ninjurin-A
Exons: 9
Coding region: 836-1837 (333 amino acids)
Biological process (GO): tissue regeneration; cell adhesion
Cellular component (GO): membrane
Source: RefSeq, a predicted model, not a curated record
CAACAUUAAAAACUAGUUUCCCUCUACGAUGAAAAAGUCUAACUUGCCUAAGUGACGUUGUCAACCUAAUUCAAAAAUCCAAAUCAUCAUAUUAAUAAUCUCUUCAACAAACAUAAGCCAAACGUUGUUGAAACGUCGUGGUCUGUUGAUUUGGCUCCAUUUGUGGAUUUAACUUGCCUAAGUCGUCUCAAAGAUAUCAAAUUCCAAAGGGAAUGAUCUCUCACCAGUGUCAAGCACCGGGAGCUUCCCACACACACAGACGAAACGAAAAUGUCUAUCGGAAAAAAAAUUAAAAAAUUCAAGGAAUACGGAAUACCCGUGGCGUAAAACUCGCCUUGAUGGGGUAUAAAGGACAGGGAAAGUCAUCAUCAACGGCGCCAACGUCCAGCAGUGCAUGCUGCGAUGGACAUUAUAAGACAAACUUCGACUCCCAAUGUGCACUUCAACACCUGUGCCCCCUGCCAUUUUCUAACCUUCUGAAUAGACAAACACAAGGUGAAAACGAAUUCCGAGAUUACAACGUACACAACAGGUGCAAUGGCGACGCGACUCGGUCGGAAUGGCCAAUAGAUUGGAGGCGCCGGCCUGGCGUCAUCUUAUAUCUGACUACUACUGUGAUUCCCCAGUCGCACCUAUACGCUAUGCUGCACGGGGAAGGUAUAGAAGAGACGGACUAGAUCAGCUACAAACAAAACUUGUAGCUCUAGCUUCCCUCUUAAUAGGGUGAUGACAAGACGUAACGAUAUAAAAGCGUUAUCAGCUCUACGAUCAAAUAGUAGAUUGCUAUACUUGGCACAGGUCAAUCCAUCAAAAGUGUGAAAUACGUGAAGCGAGGAUGAUGGACUCGUUCAAUGAAGACUCAUCUGUUGUCCAGCAGCAAACUGGAAUCGAUCCGACGAUCCGUGAAAUCAAUGAAGAGCGCACAAAUGAGGAGGCUGUUGAUUUAGAUCAUCCGCGAGGUCCAGAGGAUGAGAUAUCGGCCGAUCCAGAUGAAAUUGUAGCAGAAAAGAGCAUCUCAGGAAAAUUUAAUUCGUUGCUGGCGAUGGGCAAGACUCGGAAGCAAGGUCUCACUCGCCAGAGUGAGGCAUCCAAUCCUUUCAAAAAUGUCCUUUCGUUCGGCAAAUCUGGCAAUUCUGAAAACAAUCUAAACGAGUCGUCAACGGAUGCAGGGGAAGGAAACAAUCCCGACGGACCACAAGAUCCCGAUGGCGAGGAAAAUAAUCCCGGCGGCAACCAACCAAAGACGAGUUUCUUCGGUGGAAUUAAAAAUGCUUUGCCGUUCGGCAAAACACCUGGCUUAACUGGGAGGUCAACAGGGACUGCUGGAGGACCUAAUCAGACCCGAGCGACUGCUGACAGGACCACGAAUGGGUCCAGCAGGACUCAACAACAAGACAGUACGGACUUUGCCACCAUUUCCGGUGGCUUCAACAACAAGAAAACGUUGGCCAACGGCCUGAUGGAUUUCGCUUUCCUGACAGCCAACGCCAAUCAGCUCUACUAUGCCGUCGCAUCACGUAAUUCGGGUAACGAGCGAGUCGUCUCCAUCGUCCUCAUCUCUACCAGUAUUUUCUUACAGAUCGUAGCUGGCAUUUUGCUCAUUUGCAGCUCAUAUAUUCAAUCGAAACCGGUUCCGUCCAACGAUAACAAUCAGCAAGAUGCCACAACUAACUCGGAAGAUGCAGCCGAAUUGUACAAACGACGGCGAACACGUUGGCUCAAUUUGAUUGAUCACUGGACGAUCGCACUCGUUUUCAUCAUCGCCAUUACUAACAUUUUCAUAGCUGCAUUUUCCACUACAUCAACUCCUAGUACCGAUCCUCCUACCGACACUUAAUGUCAUUGGGAGCUUUGCAUGCCUCCAUUUCCUUUCAUAAUCACUUCGAUAAUUUUCAGAAACAUUCAGAAAAGGAAACGGCUGGUAUUUUAUCAACGGAUUUAAUUUGUCUUUGAACGACGGGCAAUAAAAAAGAAAGGGCCUCCUUA